AUGAAGUCAAAUGACAACGAUGGGCCAGAUGCAUCUGAAGUUUUUAACAUUGAGCAAAUAGAGAAUUUGCCAAUGACUGCAAAGGAAAUUGCAAAAGAAACCAAAAGAAAUCCGAUGCUGAGUUGUGUCUACCAGCAUGUGACAUCGGGAUGGAAGAAACCAGAGGACACAUCCUUGAUGCCGUUCUACAAUCGUAGAGAUGAAAUUACCACACAACACGGAUGUUUGAUGUGGGGAAUUCGAGUCAUAAUUCCGACAAAAUUUCGGAAGAGAAUAUUGGAAACUCUUCCUGCGUCGCACCUAGGAGUGGUGAAAAUGAAGGGAAUUGCGAGAAGUUACGUAUGGUGGCCUGGAAUUGAUAAAGAAAUUGAAAACAUCUCUAAAUCUUGCAGUGGAUGUGCUAAAAUUCAAAACAAUCCAAGCAAAGCACCAGUACAUCCCUGGGAAUGGCCUUCAGUACCCUGGCAGAGGAUACAUAUUGAUUUUGCAGGACCAUUUUUAAAUAAGAAUUUUCUAAUCAUGGUUGAUGCGCACUCUAAAUGGCCUGAAGUUUUCACAAUGAAUAAAAUUACAUCAUUUAAAACCAUUGAAAUUCUUCGUACAGUUUUCGCAAGGAAUGGAAUUACAGAGCAGAUCGUCUCAGACAACGGACCACAGUUCACGUCACGUGAAUUUGAUGAUUUUACAAAGAAAAAUGCAAUUAAACAUUUCAAAUCCGCUCCAUAUCACCCAGCAACUAAUGGAUUGGCCGAAAGAUUUGUGCAAACUUUCAAACGAAGUAUGAACUCUAUGAAAAACAACGAAAUGUCGCUCAACAAAAAGAUUGCGAACUUCUUAUUGCUGUAUAGGAACGCACCUCAUAGUGUCACCAAUGAGACACCAGCAACAUUAUUUCACGGAAAAAAUCUACGGACAUUCCUAGAUUUGAUACGACCCGAUACCAGGAAAAUCGUGGCAGAUAAAACCAUGAAAAACGCCGUGGAGGAAAGAGGAACAAUCCGAGAAUUCAAAGAAAAUGAUCAUGUGAUUGUACGGGAUUAUCGAAAUAAUGAUAAAUGGAUUAACGGACAGAUUAGAUCGAAAUUAGGACCGUUAUCUUACGAAGUCAACACAAAUCAAGGAAGCGUGUGGAAAAGACACAUCGAUCAAAUGCGCGAUUCAAAACCGAAACCUGAUGAACAGUGUUCUUUAAAUGACCCUAUGGCAGAAAUAUGUGAACAACAAGAAUCCGUAACUUCUUACUCAAAUGCGCCAUGCAGCGAGUCUCCGGCCAGUACACACAUAGAAAACGCGACGUCCGAACAACCGUUAAAUAAACGUUAUCCGAUGCGUGUGCGAAAACAAACCAAAAGACUCAUUGAAGAGUGUUGA
This is a messenger RNA of Ostrea edulis (European flat oyster), 1371 nucleotides long. RefSeq lists its product as uncharacterized. The transcript has a single exon. Gene Ontology annotation, molecular function: nucleic acid binding. The record is from RefSeq and is a predicted model, not a curated record. The coding region runs from base 1 to 1371 and encodes 456 amino acids. NCBI's taxonomy places the organism in Eukaryota, Metazoa, Mollusca, Bivalvia, Ostreida, Ostreidae. Gene Ontology annotation, biological process: DNA integration.